GGCAGACUGGGGAGGGGCGUGCUCCGGCCCUGGCCCCCCACGCCCGUGUCCACCUCGGAUGGAACUGGCGCUGAGGCGAAUUUCUGCCAGGGCCGGGCUGAGUCUUCCCCUUCCAACAGCUCCAGGAACAACCUGCAACCCAGUGUGGCCUGGGAGGUGGGGCUGGGAGCAGCCUGGGCCAGGAGGGCAUUGCAGAAGGGGGCAUCGUGGUGAGCUAGGUUUCCCAGCCCCCUCCUGGACCCCACCUCUCACCCCGCGCGCUCGUCCUCCCAGGGGGAGCAGACAGAGGGGCGGCGGGGGAGGGGCGGGACAGCGCCUAGCAGCAGCCAAGUGCAAGGUCUCUCCUUGGGAGUGAGAGCUGGGAGUGGGAGCGCGCAGAUCCGCUUAGCCUCCUGUUUGCAGGAAAGGAGACCGCGCAGGGCAGGGCGUGCCCAGGGAGCGCUGCGCCGGCCGAGUGGGUUCCGCCGCUGGCUCUGGGCUCGGCCCCUCGCGGGCUGGCUCUGGCCCCAGGCCCCCGCUGUCCUGGGGCUCGCCCCCCAGGCCUUGGCUUGGGUGGGCCGGCGGCUGUCAGGGGCCGAGCCCUGACGGAUGAGUGCUGACGGCCCCGCGCGCGGCUGCGGGGACCCGGGAGACCUGGCCGCCUCUGCGCACCCCCGCGGCAGCCUGCGGGCGACGGGGGCGGGGACGGUGCGGGCGCCCCUUGCUCGCCGCACACCUGCGCCGUCGCUCCCGCCCGCGCGGGACCACCAGUGUCACCUGCCGCGCUCGUCCGGAGUCGCGCGCCCCGAGCACAGAGCUCACAGCGCAGAGCCGUCCACGCCAGGCGUCCGCAGGUGGCCAUGGUGCUCGCGCCUGCCCGCUAGCAGGCUGCCAUGUCUCGGGAGGUGGGCUCCUGCCGCGUGGGCGCAGGGUCCAGGGCGCGCUCCCGGAAGCCCAAGAAGCCACACUACAUCCCGCGGCCCUGGGGCAAGCCCUACAACUACAAGUGUUUCCAGUGCCCCUUCACCUGCCUGGAGAAGUCGCACCUGUACAACCACAUGAAGUACAGUCUCUGCAAGGACUCCCUCUCGCUGCUGCUGGAUUCGCCGGACUGGAGCCGCCGCACAGCCCCCUCGCCCAGGCCCCGCGCGCCCACCCCAGACGGCCCCGCCGACCCCGCAGACCCUGGGGCCCGGCCCCCCGGGCCCGACCUCGCCGGCACCGACGGCCUCUCGCGGCACCGCUGCGGUGGGGCCCCCAAGCCUGGGAUCGAGGGGUCCCCGGGGCCGCUGCCCCCUGUGGCCAGGGCUGCCCAGAAGGGGCCGGGCCCUGGCAGGCUCCUGGCAGAGUCGUGGAAGCCAGGGCUGGGGGGGACCCCAAGGAGCGUGGCUGUGGGGGCCGUGACCCCAGCGGGCCCUGACGGCAGUGUCCCCUGCUACCCCCCACCGUCGCCAGCAGAGCUCCCAGAGGCCCAGAACCCCCACCUGUCGCUGUUGGGUGUCAACUACCCCCUCGGCCCCGGCCUCUUCUCCUACCUGGGGCCCUCUCUGGCCACCGCCGCCCACAUGCCCUUCCUGGCCUCGGCCAGCCCCCUGAUGCCCCCUGCCACAGCCUUCCCCGCCCCACAGCCCCCCGAGCGCCCUGCCCUGGGCCCCCGCCUGUACUAUCCACUGCUCCUGGAGCACACGCUGGGGCUGCCGUCAGGCAAGGCCGCCCCUGCCCCCAAGGGGCCGCCCGGGACUCUGGUCCCUGGGUUGCUGAGACUGCCCAUCCCAGGGCUGGGGGGGUCCUGGCCUCGUGGCACCUCCAGGGACCCGGGGCACGAGGGGGAGCUGGAGCGGGCCACCCAGAGUGACCCCAAAAGGAGGCUGCUCCCGGGGAGCAGGCUGGAGUUCCUGAAGACCCCCGCCAGCCUGGCCAAGUUUGCUUCCCAGAGCAGCCUGCCGACGCUGUGGCCCGAGGACAAGGCGCUGGGCGGCCCUGAGACCCAGCAGCCCCCGGGGCUGGUACCCGUGGGCGACGACCUGACGGGGGCCCUGGGCGACUUCGCCAGGGUGGAGCGGCGCCUGGGGCAGCUGGCGCCGGCCGGGGGCCUGGCCCCGAGACCUCUGCGGGAGCAGCUGGGCAAGAUCCGCCGCGAGCUGCUCAGCAUCCACCAGGCGCUGGAGAGGGCCGCGAGGCCGCCAGACGCGCCCCUCGACCUCUCCGUGAGACGGGCGCCCCCCACGGGGCCCGAGGCACCUGCCGGCUCCUUGCUGGCCCCGGGGACCCCCGAGCCCCCCGAGCCCUUCCUGGGCUGCACCACCAAGUGCGAGGCCGACUCCAGCGUCCCGCCCCCAGGCCUCCCCCCGCAGGCUGCCGAGGACGCGGUCCUCCCUGGGGGCGGCUGGGGCAGCCGAGUCGCAGCUGGGUGCCCCCAGACCUCUAAGGAUGCCUGUGGCGUGCCGAGCCCCCCGCACGCCGAGGCCUGACCCUCAGCCCCUCACUUUCCCCAGCUUCUGCAUGCACACGGACAGAGCCCAGCGGCCCGUGGCCAAGGCUCGUCUCUGGGCCCACACGGGUGGGGAGGUCACACUGUGGACAUUAAAGCAGAAACAACCCCUGCAAACCCCGACUGCGCCUCCUCUUUGCUGCCCGCGGUCACCCCCUGGACAGCCCCAAGGGCUGGCCCCGGCCUGGGCGCCGCAGCCGAGCCGCGAACCUGCCGGGCUUCCUUGCUGUGGCCUGGGGAGGCGAGGGGGCUCAGCAUGGAUGCGGCCUGUGUCCCCGUGCGUGGGGGUGGGCAGGGACCCCGAGCGUGAUCUAGCCCCCAGGCCAGGCAGGCGGCCCCCCCAUGCACUCCUCUGCGCCUGGUGGCACAGGACUGAUGGCCCCGCGUGGCCUCCGCUGGGCCCCUGCCAGCCCUGCAGCCACGAUAGGCAUCGGUGGCCUUCACAGCUCGCUGCCUCCCUCCCGGCACAGCCUGGCCUGGCCUUCUUCCCACAGGCAGGGAGGAGCACGGGGCGGGGGCACCGCGGGGCGGGGGCACCGCGACUAAGCCCUUCGCUCCCAGGGAGCCCGGCCACGCCCUCACCGCUCCCCGAGCCCAGGCUGGCCUCCUGGGAGGCGCAGCGCCUGCCUGCACCCGGCUCCUCAGGCUGUGGCUGGGCAGGCCGGGCUGGGGCCAGUCCAGGCAGGACCCGCGGCUGCCCCAUUAAGCACACAGGGUGGCGAUACCAUCAGCCGUCCACC
Messenger RNA from Oryctolagus cuniculus (rabbit), 3210 nucleotides. It is a transcript of the gene PRR35, whose product is annotated as proline rich 35. The record is from RefSeq and is a predicted model, not a curated record. Lineage: Eukaryota; Metazoa; Chordata; Mammalia; Lagomorpha; Leporidae.